Molecule: messenger RNA, 1405 nt
Organism: Bursaphelenchus xylophilus (pine wood nematode)
Lineage: Eukaryota; Metazoa; Nematoda; Chromadorea; Rhabditida; Aphelenchoididae
Source: the annotation of a GenBank genome assembly
AUGAGGGCGUCUUCCAGGGCGACUGGAAACGGGACACCUUUGGAAAGACGUCAGGAUCGAGGAGCCAGUGUUAGCGCAAUGUCUAUUGACCAUGCGUUUGUCCGGAUAAUGCGUCAAGCAGUUGCCGCAAUCUUGCUGCAGAACAAAAUCGAAGGAGCAACGAUGUCGGCAUUGGAUAUUCUAGGAAAUUUGGCUGCGAUGCGUAUGUUUUUGGUUUUUAUUUAUAUUUUUUGUUUAGACAUGAAUGAGAUCUGCCGAAGGACAAGAUUGCUGGUGGAGAACUCAGGACGAUCCAAAGUUACGGCACAUGAUAUCGAAUUCGCUUGUCGCGAUUUAGAGAUUAGCAUUGGGGAUUUAUGCGAUUAUAUUCAGAGGUUUUUAAUUGACCCGAAUUACCCUUAUCUUCCGGAACGUAAGAUUUAUUACUUUUAAAUUAAUAUGCGAUUUUAGCUAGGACAGUGUCGCGUAAACCGCAAGAAGCUCCCAUGCACAUUGGAGAACCAGCUCCGAGACCAUCCCACGUCUUGCCCUUUCUUCCUCCAUUCCCUGAUCCACACACUUAUAUUAGAACACCUGUAAUUUUAUAGUUUGUUUUUAUUCACCGGCUUUAUUUUUAGAUAAACAUUGAACCAGACGUGAGUUAUGUCCGUCAUCGAGAGCUAUGCGCCAAAAAUAAACGGGAUACGGAUUACACGUUGAUUACUUACUUUACAACCAAGCAUCCAACGAUAUCCUUAUUCAGAAAGUACGAAGAAGAGGUCCGAGCGGAAGUAAAAGAAGAGGUAAUGUUUGGUUGUUGUCUUAUAUUUAUUUUUUAUAGUUGAGACGUCGGGAAGAGCGGCGGAAAGAAAGGAUAGAAGCAAGAAUAUUGGCGGCUAGAAGGAAACGAUUAGAAAAAGAUUUAUCCGAAAUGCCGACGAAUGGAACGACAUUGCCAGAGGAUUUUUUGGAAGAGGACGAUCCAGCGGUGGCUAAUGGAGUCGGUAACGAUGAUCUGGCACAAAGAGAAGCGAUUGAAAAGGAGAUUGAGCUGGAAGAGUUGACCGAAGUACAAGUGACAGAAAACUCAUUGAUCAGACAAAGACUUCGGCCGGCAUAUCAAAGUAAGUGGUAGUUAACCGAUCGUUUCGAGAAGUUUUGCUGCAGAAUCUAAUAUAAAUUUGUUUUAGUUCUGCUUCCGUUUGAUGAUGAUCGGCCCUACCUGAAUGCCCUUCUGCCUCCAGAUUUUGAUGAACAGAAAGAACGCGAGAAAGAACAACAGCAAGAAGAACAAGUGAAUCCUCAAAUCUACCCAGAUAUGUUAACCUCAGACCCCGUUGAUAUCCCAGAAAAACCAAAGUCCAAAUCAAAGAAACACAAAUCCCAGAAUCUUUCAAAUGCCGAACCCAUGGAUACGGCCGAAUAA